Messenger RNA from Xenopus tropicalis (tropical clawed frog), 1347 nucleotides. RefSeq names its product serpin peptidase inhibitor, clade B (ovalbumin), member 5 (gene serpinb5). Gene Ontology annotation, molecular function: serine-type endopeptidase inhibitor activity. Bases 108 to 1247 code for a protein of 379 amino acids. The transcript is spliced from 7 exons. Gene Ontology annotation, cellular component: extracellular region. NCBI's taxonomy places the organism in Eukaryota, Metazoa, Chordata, Amphibia, Anura, Pipidae. The record is from RefSeq and is a predicted model, not a curated record.
GAGGAGCCGCUGCCAAUAAUAAUCGUUUUUGGAGCACUGGAUAAUAACUGACUCAUAGCUGCCUUCCUACAUAUUACUGGGUGGGGCGCCUGGUGCAGUUUUAGGCAAUGGAUGCGCUUCGUCUAGCAAACACCGCCUUGGCAGUAGAUAUUUUCAAAAAAUUGUGCGAGAAGAGUGCAACGGAUAAUUUCGUCUGCUCACCACUAUGCAUCUCCUCCUCUCUGUCUUUAAUACGCAAGGGGUCGCAAGGAAACACAGCAAGUGAACUAGAGAAAGCCCUUCAUUUUGAAAAAGUAAAAGAUCCAGAUUUUGGAUUUCAGUUACUCUCUUCGGAUAUCUCCAAGAUAAGCUCAGCAAACUCAUUAAAAUUAUUGAAACGUGUCUACGUGGAUAACAGCAUUGAGUGCAAAAAGGAUUUUAUCAAUUCAGCCAAGAAACCAUACCCAUUGGAACUGGAAACUAUUGAUUUUAAGAGUCAAGCUGAAGAGGCAAGAACUCAAAUAAAUUCCUCAGUAAAAGAGCUAACUGAUGGUAACUUUGAGACUGUCUUGAAUGAGGGUUCAUGUGAUGAGAACACAAAAAUCAUUAUGCUUGGUGCAGCCAGUUUCAAGGGAAAAUGGGUUUAUACAUUUAAUAAGUCUGAAACAAAAGAAAUGGAUUUUCAUAUAAAUAAGAAAGAAACAAAGCCUGUGCAGAUGAUGCACUUAGAAGCCCGUCUAAGCAUUGGAUAUAUAAAUGAGCUGAAAACAAUGGUGUUAGAGAUGCCAUUUCAAAGCAAGCACUUUAGCAUGCUCAUCUUGUUACCUAAAGAUAUUGAGGAUGAUUCCACUGGUCUAAAAAAGUUGGAACAGGACAUGACUUUUGAAAAGUAUACUCAUUGGACCAAUCCAAGCAUGAUGGCCAACAGCAAAGUUAAAGUGUCUCUGCCCAAAUUCAAGAUGGAAAAUUCAUAUGAUCUUAAGGAUAUGUUGAAAAGCUUGGGAAUUAAUGAUGCAUUUAAUGAAGAGGCAUCUGACUUCUCUGAAAUGACGGAGAGUAAAGGCAUAUCUAUCUCUCAAGCUAUACAGAAAGCCUGCAUUGAAGUGGAUGAAGAUGGCACUGAAUCAGCAGAUGUGAGCAUGGAGAGGCGUUUAAUGAAUAAAGAGGAAUUCCUUGCAGACCACCCAUUCAUAUAUAUUCUGAGGCACAAUAAAACACGCACUAUUAUUAUGUUAGGCAGGUAUUGUGGCCCUUCUGAGGCAUCGUAAGCUGUUCAGCUAAUGAUAAAUCUUCUAAUACCAAUCAUAAGCCUUAUUCAAAGGCUAAAACAACAUGGUUCAAUAAAAGCUCUGUAAAUAAUAAAAAGUA